This is a messenger RNA of Podospora bellae-mahoneyi, 1087 nucleotides long. It is a transcript of the gene RPS5, whose product is annotated as ribosomal protein S5. Lineage: Eukaryota; Fungi; Ascomycota; Sordariomycetes; Sordariales; Podosporaceae. Gene Ontology annotation, molecular function: mRNA binding; rRNA binding; structural constituent of ribosome. The record is from RefSeq and is a predicted model, not a curated record. Gene Ontology annotation, biological process: translation; ribosomal small subunit assembly. Gene Ontology annotation, cellular component: ribosome; cytosolic small ribosomal subunit. The transcript has 4 exons. Bases 103 to 735 code for a protein of 210 amino acids.
CAAAAAAUUCACGACUCCCGAACUCAGAAGACUUGCUGUGCAGCCCGCCCCAACGCCAACUUCGAUCAAUCCAUCCACCACGACAGCCAACCACCAGCAAUCAUGUCUGACGCCGGCGUUGAAGUUCAGGCCUACGAGGUCCUCCCCAAGGAGGUUGCCGCUGAGGUUGGCAGCAUCAAGCUCUUCAACCGCUGGAGCUACGAUGAUGUCGAGAUCCGGGAUAUCUCCUUGACCGACUACAUCCAGAUCCGGGCUCCCGUCUACCUCCCUCACUCUGCCGGUCGCUAUGCCGCCAAGCGUUUCCGCAAGGCCAACUGCCCCAUCAUUGAGCGUCUCACCAACUCCCUCAUGAUGCACGGCCGCAACAACGGCAAGAAGAUGAUGGCCGUCCGCAUCGUCGCCCAUGCCUUCGAGAUCAUCCACCUGAUGACCGACCAGAACCCCAUCCAGAUUGCCGUUGACGCCAUUGUCAACUGCGGUCCCCGCGAAGACAGCACCCGUAUCGGCUCGGCUGGUACCGUCCGCAGACAGGCCGUCGAUGUCUCUCCCCUCCGCCGCGUCAACCAGGCCAUCUCUCUCCUCACCACUGGUGCCCGCGAGGCCUCUUUCCGCAACGUCAAGUCGAUUGCUGAGUGCCUUGCUGAGGAGCUCAUCAACGCCGCCAAGGGUUCCAGCAACUCUUAUGCCAUCAAGAAGAAGGAUGAGUUGGAGCGUGUCGCCAAGAGCAACCGGUAAAUGGUGUCUCUGGUGGAAGGCAUGUGGUUCGGCGUGGAACGGAUUUUACGACUUGUUUUGCAGGGAUGCAUUUGUCCAUUACGGUCUGGGAUGGCUGCACGGCACUCUUGUUAAACAGGCACAAAUAGGGGUCUCUCAUAAAAAGGGAGCAAAUCGUCAAUUUCCGAAAGGCGUCAUCGGUGUCAAAAAUACCAUGCCACAUGUGCACAUGUCUUUUCUUGUGUGUGUGGCCUCCUCUACAUCUCUUUGUAUUUUUCUGUCUUUUUUUACCAUAGAGAUGGGGGGCUAUAAUCUGUGUCUCAGUGAUUGGAGACCGUUUCCCCAUAAAUCUACGAAAAAGCAAAGAACCUCC